This is a messenger RNA of Metarhizium acridum CQMa 102, 3453 nucleotides long. RefSeq lists its product as uncharacterized. Lineage: Eukaryota; Fungi; Ascomycota; Sordariomycetes; Hypocreales; Clavicipitaceae. The record is from RefSeq and is a predicted model, not a curated record.
AUGACACGACUUUGCAAUUCAUUCAAGCGAAUCUUGAGCAAGGCUCGGUGUCGGCCCAAACGAAGACGGCCGAAGGUGCCACAAGACAUACUCCUACGUCACAAGAGCUUUGAGCUAGACAGCCCCCAACUUACACAGAAAUCGCCAAAAUCGGAUGAUAAAACACUUGAUAUAGAAGACACAUCUCCUGUCCCCAUUUUGCCCAAGUCCGCUCCUUCCCUGCCCCACGCCGUAAAGGCAGAAGUGUCUGGCAGGAACGACUUUGAGUGGGAAGUGCUGUGGUAUCGAGCUUAUGAAAUUGUCAAACAGCAACAACCAGAUUUGAUUGUGGACUUUGAAAAACACCUGGCAACGUCAACGGGGAUUGAAAUACCACCGCUGGUCGAAAAAGACUUGCUUUCGAGUCCUGAAUCUGCCCAGAAGAUCGUGGAGCAGCUACAGACAGACCGAGCUGAGAAACAAUGGCGGGUUAAGGUUAUGGGCAACAAUGUUUCAGUACUAGAACAAGUCGAAAAGCUAGGAAGAUUUCUUCUAUGGUCCGACGAGAUUGUCAAGUCGGCUCUUAGCGCCCAACCUUACGCGUCAAUGGCUUGGUCUGGUGUAUCAAUGCUGGUUCCAUUACUUUCCGUUGGCACGGUGCAACACGAAGCCAUGCUUGAGGGAUUCGGCUCUAUUUGUGACAUUCAGAUGUACUGGUGGAGUUACAAAGAGAAAAUCGCCAAGUCUUCAUCUACAGGCAAUGACACCGGUCUUGCCGAGGCUUUGCCAAAGCUUUUUUCCUUGGUAUUCGAGUACCAAGCCCGGGUGAUUUGUCAUUUGGUAAAAAAUCAACUCAGCCGUGCGUGGGAGAAAGCCGUAGGUUCCAGGGAUUGGGCCAGUCUACAAAGCCUCGCUCUGGCCAGUCACGGAACCUGUAAGGAAUACGUAACUCGUGGACAUAAUGAAGAGGUGGAAACUCAUAUGACGCUUCAGUCUGAGAAAAUGGAGCGGUCAUGCCAAACUGGAGAGAAGAUACUCCAAACGCUGCAACAGGGCCAGCGGGAAGAAUGGGAACGGGAAUUGCUUAAUAACCUGGCAUCCGCAGCUCCUACAUACGAACGUGACAAGAAUUUCAACCCAGAUAGAGUGGAAGGAACAUGCGAGUGGUUCUUUCGGGACUCGACAUUCUGUAACUGGCGCGACAAUCAAUCAUCGAGUCUCAUUUGGAUUUCCGCAGGUCCCGGAUGCGGCAAGUCGGUCUUAUCGCGAGCUCUAAUUGACGAAGGUCACUUGGAUGCUAGGGGUGUGGUAGAAAUCACGGACUCAAGUGUAAACUACCGACAGUCACCUUCAAAUAUCUGCUACUUCUUCUUCAAGGACCAAGAUGCUCUUCGCACGAACACUACAAAUGCUCUAUGUGCGAUGUUGCAUCAGCUAUUCUGCGGCGUAUCCAACAAGUCUUUAAUACGUUAUGCAGAAUCGAGUCACAGAAACUAUAAUACACAUUUGACCACUAAUCUCUCCGAGCUGUGGCGCAUUUUGAUAGCUUGUGCAGAGUCUCCAGAGCUUAAUGGCCUUGUCUGUGUGCUAGAUGCUAUGGAUGAGUGCAGUAAAGAAAGCAGAGAGGAACUAUUUCUUUACCUCCGUCGAUUUUACAACAAGAAACGGGACCUGAAGUCUUCUAAGAUCAAGUUCCUGCUUACCGGCAGACCAUAUGACCACUUGAAAUCUGGGCUACAACUACUGGAAAAUAAUGCGGCAUACAUUCACUAUGAUGGAGACGACAGAUUUGAGGAGAUUGGGCGAGAUAUUGAUCUUGUCAUUGACGCAAAAGUGGACAGUCUUGGCCAGUAUAUCAAAAACGAAAAUGAUCGUGAUCGGAUUCGCCAAAGACUCAAGAAAAUGGACAACCGUACCUAUUUAUGGCUACACCUGACGUGGAAUAUAAUUACCGAACACCCUAGUAAGUAUGGCAGGGUGUCAGACAUAGAACCACUGCUGUCAGAUAUACCACCAGCGGUGGAAGAUGCCUAUGAAAAGAUCCUAAACAGGAGCACAGAUAUAAAGAGGACUGAAGCUCUUCUUCAACUAGUACUUGCUGCAAAACGGCCGUUGACUAUCGAAGAAGCCAAUUACGCUCUCACGUUAACUACAACUUCAACUAUAACCAAGGACGAGCGCCUAACACACAAGGUCUUGAGUGAAAAUAUAUGGAGUGGCGAUUUCAAAUUCGUGGUGAAGAAUCUCUGUGGACUUUUUGUCAACGUCUAUGACUCCAAGCUAUACUUUAUUCAUCAGACUGCUAGAGAGUUUUUGACUGGUCCCGCAACAUCGAGCACAGGCUGGAUGGGACGCUUCGAUAUCAAGAUGGCUCAUACAUAUAUUAGUAGAUGCUGCCUACGUUACCUCCUCUUACCGGACAUGCCGACUUUGAGGGAGAAUGUUACAUCACCUCGCGGGUCAGAAGAGUUGUACCAUUUCAGUAAAUACGCAGAAGAGUUGUACCCUUUCAGUAAAUACGCAGAAGGGUACGUGUUAUUUCAUUUUGAUUCACAAGCGGAUGACGCAAAGGAAAAGGGCUUCAAGGAUAUAGAGGUGCUUUUUCAUUCAACACCUAGAUGUUCCGCAGAAUGUCUUCUGCUAUAUAUAUUGGGUACAGCUUUCCUUCCCGUGGAUCGAACUGAUAACAUCGAGUGCAAUAAAUUGCUACUUGCUAGCUAUUUUGGGUUGCCUCAAGUUGUACGACGGAUAUUGGAAGCUGGAAACCAAACAAAAAAUAUAUCUUCCACGGCCAAGGUUGCAGCGUUGCAGCUCGCCUCCAAAAAAGGACACCUGGAAGUAGUCAAGGUGCUGCUUUUGCACACAAACAGUGCUGAUGUCAAAACGGAAGACUACGACGCCACAGCCCUACAUGCAGCAGCGUCGGGUGGCCACCUAGAUAUUGUCAGAUUACUCUUGUUGAAUGGCGCGAAUACAGAGAUUCCAAAUCAUGGUGUGACGCCUCUUUCUGCAGCAGCCGACUCAGGUCACAAGAAAGUGAUUGACAUGCUGCUUUCUCAUAAAGCUAACGCGCGAAAUUACUCCGGGUUCUACGAAACGCCGCUUUCAAAGGCAGCUGAACAGGGCAGGGAUGACAUCGUGGAAGUCUUGUUGCCGGUCACUUGCGUAGGGGCGCUUUCUCUGGCAUUUUUCAGCGUAGCGCUGCAAUGGGCGUUGGUUCUUCAUGGGAAACUCCUUGACCGUCUCUUGUCUUUUCUUGAGAUUUUGGAGCCAAACGAAGGAUAUCAUCAGACAUUAGUACUCUGGGCUGCCCGCUACGCUACUGCAGAAAACAUGGCCCAUCUUCUGCAGAAGUGGCGGAAUAGGUUCUUAGUCACAGAGAAACUUCUUGUGGCCGCGACGCGGAAUAAGUAUCAUGGGCCACGAAUUGUUACUAUGCUCCUAGACGAGUGUGGAAGCAAUGAGCUUAUUUAA